This is a messenger RNA of Chenopodium quinoa (quinoa), 1979 nucleotides long. RefSeq lists its product as uncharacterized. NCBI's taxonomy places the organism in Eukaryota, Viridiplantae, Streptophyta, Magnoliopsida, Caryophyllales, Amaranthaceae. The transcript has 9 exons. Gene Ontology annotation, cellular component: ribonuclease MRP complex; ribonuclease P complex. The coding region runs from base 435 to 1313 and encodes 292 amino acids. Gene Ontology annotation, biological process: rRNA processing; tRNA 5'-leader removal. Gene Ontology annotation, molecular function: ribonuclease P RNA binding. The record is from RefSeq and is a predicted model, not a curated record.
UACUUAUUGUUGCUUCAUAUGGUGAACUCUCCCUGCUAACACGCACACACCCACAUUCAUCCCUCACCCAACAGCCACCAUCCAACACUACAACCACCUGUAGGCCUCUCCCACCUUGCCCCUGCCUCCACCCGCAAGUUGCAACAAACACACUCACACUUAAAAUUACCACCUGCUACCUCUGCCUCUGUAUCCAGCACCGACAAACUCUCCCUCACCGCCGCAUAAACAUAUGCAACAAGUCAACAACAAUAAUAGCCGUAAAUAGCAGCCGCAAGCGUCAAUUUCAACCCCGUCGCCUCGUGCAGGUAGGUCGCUGCUGGUCGCCUCUAACUGAAUCGAGAAAUCGCAGCUGCUUGAAUAUUUACGGUUUUUGAGAAAAUGAGAAAACUUAAAUUAGCGGGUGAAAGGUUGAUUCAGCAAUAUUUGGUCUCAUGGCAACAAAGAUGUUUGUAGAUGAACAGAAGAAACGGACCAUGGAGGCAUUGGAACGCCGAUUUGCCGCUGCGAAAGCCGAGGCUCAGCCUCAAGUAAGGGAGAAGCGAAGGUGUCACGAGACGCUUUUGAAGCCUGCACUUGUUGGUUCUUCUAUAGGACCUUCGGCUGAAGCAUCAGCUGCUUCUGUGCAGAAUACUUCAUUAAAAAAAGACUUGGAAGGAGAGGGUCUUACUUACUCGCGUAUUUGUGAGUCUGUGCAUGCAAAUCUCCUGAUUACUGUAGAGCUAUCUAAUAAAGACAAGACUGCAGUUGAUAAAAUUUUGCACGAGCUCCUUCAGAAGGGUGAUUCUGCUCAGAAGUACAUUCAGGGCUCUAGGAGUGUAAAGUUUGAUAAUUGGAUUCUACUUGAUAAUUUUGUACAAGGGAAUAAUACAUCUGUCGCCCGCUUACGAGCAUUGCGUGCAAACUCCAAGCGUUCUAAGAGGCAUAUGUCCAUGAAACAGCUGAAAAAGUGUGGGUCCAAUCUGCCUCGGGACCUACUCAAAUUUGAGCUUUUUAUGCCAAUGCAUGAGAUGUGGCAGAAGUAUGUAAUGCAGCUUUUGAAAAACGGCGGGAAAAAUCAUGUGGCCCACUCUCUAUAUGUUGCAGAUCUCCAUGGUGCUAUUCUUCGAGUGGUUGACUGCAAAAUUGAUUCUUUUAUUGGGGUGGUCGGCAUCAUGAUCCGUGAAACAGCUGAGACAUUUGGAGUAGUUACAAAAGAGAAUAACUUUCGAGUUAUUCCAAAAAGGAACUCUGUUUUUGUAUUUCAAGCUGAUUGCUGGAGAAUCACAUUGCAUGGUGAUAAAUACACUUCAAGGAAGUUGGAUGCAUUUUAGUACCUUCAGUUUUACAUUAGAAUGUUACUGUGAUGAUGGUUGAUUGAACAAAAAUAAGCUGACUUUAAACUCGAGUUUACUGUGCUAUGGUCAGAGGCGGAGUUUGGAUUAUUAUCGGGGGUUGUUAUUACAGUGAAAAGUCUACUGAGUAUGUAAACCGAAGGUGCUAAUUUGUUAUCGACUCAUUUUUCUUGCUCGAUAUGUUUGCAGAGAACAUGAGGGUGCCAUUUCUUGUUUGAUAGUUACUGGAACAUAUUGCUUAUAACUUGGCUGAAUGUGAAAUGGUCUACUUGUUCUGGAAUAUUGGCAUCGAGUGCCAAUGAAGGGCUGUAGGGACUCCAUCAGAUGGUGAGAUGCAAAGAUUCUCAGACAUUGUGGCGGUUACAGGGAGAAUGUGAGAUCCUUCUAAUGACAGUUAGUCAGGAUAUCAAUGUAUUGUUGGUUAAUGGCUUGAGGUUUUGCUAAUAUAUAUCUUAUUAUUAUCAAUAUUGUUUUGUGAAAUUUUGAGUAAGACAGUGUAUUUUAUUCCAAAGUGGGUUACAGGGAGAAGCCUUUUACAUAUAGCUUGUACUACAAUUUUUGUGUGGAAAUUCUGGUACAUCAUCUGGUCUUAGCCAUUUGAUUUAAUUAUCUAAAAUAUAGAGAAAAGAUUAGGCUAUUUCCUAA